AUGCCAGGUGCACGUAAUUCACAGCGCAAGGGCAAGACUAAGAUCCCCAAACCAACUAGGGGAUCAGGGCUUAAUCUGUCUGGUUUACCAGCAGUUGACCAACUCAACCUUCCUGCAGAACAACCUCAAAUGUCGGCUUUUGAUUUCAAUCCCUAUGGACAAACUCAACUACAGUGGCAAGGCGCACAGCAACCCUCUUAUGGCGAUCAAAACCAGCCAUCAUAUGGUCACACACAGGACCAGGCUCCUGCACAGGAGCAAUCGUUAUAUGGAGAUAGGGAGGAGCAGGGGCAAUCGUUAUAUGGAGAUGCUCAAGACCAUGGGCAGGCAUGGUAUGGAGGCAUGCAGGGCCCAUCAGCUUAUGGAGACGUGCAGGGCCCAUCAGCUUAUGGAGAUGCGCAGGGCCCUUCAUCUUUUGGAGAUGUGCAGGGCCUGUCAUUUUAUGAGCAAGACCUAUCAUUGAACGCUGACAGACAGGAAUAUGACUCUUACGAUCACUUCUGGGACACACUCGACUCUGGUCCAACCAAUUUCCCACCUGAUGCUGGUCCUUCUGUUUAUCCAGGAGUUGCUGCACCUGUUCCUCAAUGGAUUGAGGAUGCUCCUGAUGAAGGCAUCAGCAUUAUAGAUUGA
Messenger RNA from Suillus subaureus, 633 nucleotides. RefSeq lists its product as uncharacterized. The transcript is spliced from 2 exons. Bases 1 to 633 code for a protein of 210 amino acids. Lineage: Eukaryota; Fungi; Basidiomycota; Agaricomycetes; Boletales; Suillaceae. The record is from RefSeq and is a predicted model, not a curated record.